CAGUGACAGGGAAAGGCAUGCCUCCGCUGGCGCUGCCUCUGCUGCUCGCAGCGGUCGCCGUGGCCGUGUGGCUCUGGGGGCAGCUGCGGCGCCCUCCGGGAUACCCGCCAGGUCCAACAUGGCUUCCAGUGUUUGGCAACUACCUGCAAGUCCGUCGGCUGACCAAGAAACUCGGAUCGCAACAGGAGGCGUUCGCACACCUCGCCGAGCAGUACGGGUCGCCCAUGAUCGGUUUACAUCUGGGCGGCAACCUGACCGUCGUCGUCUCCACCAGUAGCCUCAUACGCGAGGUGCUCACACGGCCCGAAUUUGAAGGACGGCCCCAGAACUUCUUCACGUAUCUGCGCACUCUGAAGCUGCGAAAAGGUGUAGGGAUGGUGGACGGCAAGCUGUGGCAGGAGCAGCGCGCCUUCGUGAUGAGACACCUGCGCUCUCUGGGCUUCAGCGGGCCAGCCAUGCAGGCUCAGGUGGAACAGGAGGUGCGCGCCCUGCUGGAAGAACUGAGUGACAGCCGUGGGAGGCCGACGCAGCUCAAGCAGCUGUUGCCACUCUCCGUGCUCAACGUCAUUUUCCACUUCUGCGCUGGCUACCGCUUCCCGCGCGGUGACCAGCUGCUGCAGACGCUGUUGGACCUGCAGGACGUGCGUUCGCGCGCCUUCGACAUGACUGGAGGCAAACUCAGCGCCAUGCCGUGGCUGCGCUUCAUCCAGCCCGAGGCAACGGGCUACAACGCGAUCACCAAGUUCAACGAGAUAACAAGCGCCUUUUGUAUGAAACUUAUCGAAGACCACAAGGCUACAUAUUUUCCAGGGAAGAAGAGAGAUCUCAUAGAUGCAUAUUUGUAUGAAAUUGCAAAACCAGAAGAUGCCCAAGAGGAUAACACAACAUUUACGGAGGAUCAGCUUCUCAUGGUGUUAUACGACAUGUUAGUUGCUGGCUUGGAAGAAACAAGCAGCGCUCUUCAAUUUGCUUUUCUUAUGAUGUUACGGCAUCCCGAUGUCCAAGAACGAGUGCACAAUGAGAUAAAAGAAGCAGUUGGUACUGACAGACCUCCAACACUCGAAGACAAAGACAGGUUGGUUUACACCAGAGCUGCCCUAAUAGAGUCACAGAGAAUGUCUUACGUGUUACCGAUACGUGGAUUUCGGCGGGUUCUCGAAGACACCACGCUACACGGCUAUAGACUCCCAGUGCAGAAUACAACUGUACUGGUAAACAACUGGUCACUGCAUAUGGACAAAGAACACUGGGGUGAUCCUGAAGUUUAUCGACCAGAACGUUUCAUUAAUGAAACUGGACUACUUAGAGAGGAUGAUGCAUUCUUACCUUUUGGUCUGGGUCGACAUCGAUGUUUGGGGGAGCAUUUUGCAAAAUGUUGUUUAUUUCAAAUUUUUGCUGGAAUCUUGCAGAAAUUUCAACUUGUUCCUGCUGAUGGUACUGACCUGAAGUCUACUACUUUUGGGGGAUUUAAUCUUGCACCAAAACCUUAUGACAUCAUUUUCAAAUCUCGAUAACAUUGCAAAACCAUACAAAUAUAAUUGUUUUCUUUAUUGUAGUAACAACUGAAACCCAAUAGAUGAAUACAUUUUA
Messenger RNA from Schistocerca americana (American grasshopper), 1590 nucleotides. RefSeq names its product methyl farnesoate epoxidase-like. The coding region runs from base 18 to 1514 and encodes 498 amino acids. Lineage: Eukaryota; Metazoa; Arthropoda; Insecta; Orthoptera; Acrididae. Gene Ontology annotation, molecular function: iron ion binding; oxidoreductase activity, acting on paired donors, with incorporation or reduction of molecular oxygen, reduced flavin or flavoprotein as one donor, and incorporation of one atom of oxygen; heme binding. Gene Ontology annotation, biological process: xenobiotic metabolic process. Gene Ontology annotation, cellular component: cytoplasm; intracellular membrane-bounded organelle. The record is from RefSeq and is a predicted model, not a curated record. The transcript has 9 exons.